AUGUCGCGUCAUUCGACAAUUCUACCAAUGAAUAUUAUACCCGAAGGAAAUUCUCACGAAAAACCACCCUACAGUUAUGUCGCACUCAUCGCCAUGGCUAUUGAAGCAACCGCUGAGAAAAGGAUGACGCUCAAUCAGAUUUACAAGUACAUCGAGGCAAAAUUCCCAUACUAUCGAGAUGCCGAUCCGAAGCGCAAGCAAGGCUGGCAGAACAGCAUUCGCCAUAAUCUCUCGCUAAACGAUUGUUUCGUCAAAAAGGCGCGCGACGGCCAGAGCAGCGCCAACGACCGUAAAGGCAACUAUUGGAUGAUGGUGCCGGAGAACCCGCCCAUUUUCGACAACGGCAAUUUCAAGCGUCGACGCGUCAAACGACUCGGUAUCAAUCGCACCGGCACCGCGACAUCAUCAACAUUCGCCAACGGCGACUCGAACACGAUUCAGCAGCAUCCGCUGUUCCGCAAUUUGCCGUGGGGCGCCGUCGAUCCGUUCAAUCUAUUUCGAUACACCUAUCCAUCGACGGCUACAAAUCCCGGCACGCUGCCAAUAACCACCGACGCGACACCGUCGUCGUUCGACACCAACAUCUACGCCAGCGCUUUUCAAGCGCCGACAACUUCUGUCGAAUCGAGCAACAAGGAAUCGGAAGACGUCAAGCCAAUUCUGCCAAUCGAUCCGUCGUUCAUUCAGAACCUCGAAACCGUCAACAAUUCCACCUAUACGAACACCUUUAUGGCGCCCUACACCAAUUGGCCGAAUUCUUCAACCGCCACGUUUCCCAUCAAUUUCGACGAGCCGGUCCUUUACGGAUAUACCCAAUAG
This is a messenger RNA of Caenorhabditis bovis, 819 nucleotides long. Lineage: Eukaryota; Metazoa; Nematoda; Chromadorea; Rhabditida; Rhabditidae. The record is from the annotation of a GenBank genome assembly.